Messenger RNA from Cuscuta epithymum, 1890 nucleotides. NCBI's taxonomy places the organism in Eukaryota, Viridiplantae, Streptophyta, Magnoliopsida, Solanales, Convolvulaceae. The record is from the annotation of a GenBank genome assembly.
CGACAUUUAUUAUUCCUUAUUGUUUUUAAAUGAGCCAUUAUAGCUCUUAACCUUCCUACAGGAUGGAUCCAGAAUGAUUAUUGUAUAUCCUAAUCAUAGUAUUAUCAGCCUGAUUUUAUAUAUAUGGUGUAUAUAUAUGGAUGAUGUAUGCAUAUAAAAUAACUUCCUGAUGAUCGAUUUUUUAUGGAUGGUGUUUUAAUUUCUUACAAUUCCUUGCAAGAAGCAUAAAAAUGGCUGUAAGGGCUGUCCCUGUUUCAGAAAUGCAUCUUCUUGAUAAUGUGCCAGAAAAUGACGCAGCUAAGUUCUGCCUCCCCACUUCUGCCCAAGGCGGCGGAGAAAAUGGAGUUGGAGAUGGAAGAAGAGGCGUGAAGAUGUGGAAGGAGAAGGAGAAGAGGUUUGUGGUGAUGGGUCACAGAGGAAAUGGGAUGAAUAUGCUGGAGUUGUCCGAUCGGAGAAUGAAGGCUAUCAGAGAGAAUACAAUCCGUUCUUUCCUCAACGCCGGAAAACUUGGUCUCGAUUUCGUUGAAUUCGACGUCCAGGUUAGUAUGAUCGAUGUGACAACAAAACGAGUACCAUUUUUUCAAGAAGAGAAGGAACAUGAUUACAGAUUGAUCGCAAUGAAGAUGACACACUUUCAUACUUCCGCAUCAUCAGUCUACAUGACUGUACUUGGUUACCACAAAUGCCACAACAAAAUUUAUGCUACUUAUGUUUGGAGUAAAUCGUAAAGCGCCUUUUGUGCAGGUGUUUCCAAAGAGUGCAAUAUUGUCUGGAUUAUUAUCUAAAAAGGUGCUCUGUUCCAUAUGGAUCACCUAGCAGGCUGGCCAUGGACGAAGUUCUUACGCCAAUUGUAUUCUCACGGUGACAAAGGAUGGUUUUCCAGUAAUUUUCCAUGAUGUCUUCCUCUUUACCGAAGAAAAGGGCUUAAUCAUUGAGAAGAGAGUUACAGAUCUCACUUUGGAUGAGUUUCUUUCCUAUGGGCCCCAAAGGAGUGCAGAAAAUGUUGGAAAGCCGAUAUACCGAAAAACGAAAGGAGGGACAAUUUUUGAAUGGGCUGUUGAAGAUGAUGAUCAUCUAUGCAUAUUGAAAGAUGUAUUUCAGAGCGUUAAUGACUCAUUAGGCUUUAACAUUGAAUUGAAGUUCGACAACAACAGAGUUUACACAGAAGCAGAGCUUGUAAGAGUUAUUAAAGUGAUCAUGAAGGUGGUAUUGGAUGAUGCUAAGGAGAGAGUGAUAAUGUUUUCAACUUUUCAUCCAGAUGCAGCCCUAUUAAUUCGUAAGCUGCAAAAUCUCUACCCUGUUUUCUUCCUAAGCAAUGGAGGAAAUGAAAUACAUUCAGACACCAGAAGAAACUCAUUAGAAGAGGCGGUAAAGCUGUGUUUGGCAGGGGGGCUCCAAGGAAUUGUUUCUGAGGUGAAAGCAAUACUGAGAAAUCCUAGUGCAAUUAACAAAAUCAAAGACUCCCAUCUUUCCCUCAUAACAUAUGGUCAGCUCAAUAAUGUGGGUGAGGUUGUGUACAUGCAACGCAAUAUGGGCGUAGAGGGCGUCAUCGUUGACGUUGUUGAAGAGAUUAUGGAAACGGUGUCGGAACUCAACGACACCGACAGCGGUGAAAGGGGUCAAGCUUUGUGCAUAGAUGAGAAGACGGUGCUAACGGAGAAAAUGGAUCGUCAUUGCUCUAAGGAAGAAAUCUUGUGUUUAUUCAGCCUUCUCCCCCUACUGCUGCAUCGGUAGUGUUGAAGGAGUAUAUCUUGUGUUUAUAUAGAUACUCGUAUUUAUUUUCUUAAAAAGUUUCAUACGACGUAGUAUAUAUCAUGUGUUUGGAUUUUUUUGUUGGACAAAAUUGCAUAUUUUUUCUCGUAAUAAAUGGAGGUACAUGUUUAUUUGUAA